Messenger RNA from Mesocricetus auratus (golden hamster), 10113 nucleotides. It is a transcript of the gene Peg3, whose product is annotated as paternally expressed 3. The record is from RefSeq and is a predicted model, not a curated record. Gene Ontology annotation, biological process: negative regulation of transcription by RNA polymerase II. NCBI's taxonomy places the organism in Eukaryota, Metazoa, Chordata, Mammalia, Rodentia, Cricetidae. The transcript is spliced from 8 exons. Bases 1651 to 6423 code for a protein of 1590 amino acids. Gene Ontology annotation, molecular function: DNA-binding transcription repressor activity, RNA polymerase II-specific.
CUGAUUCAGACCAGACAUGAUGAAUGACAUGAUGAGGAGAAGUGAGGAGACUAUCCAAAGGUUGUCCAUUUGUUCAAUCCAUCCGCAAGUGUUGAUACUCAGCCUAUUUGGGACAGAAUCAUGCCAGACUCUGGCACUCCAGAAGUGAGUGGUAUUAUCCCUACCGAAUGAGAACUCCUAUUACCUGGAAAGUAAGGAAAUGUGCUUAGCAAAACAGCCGGCUAUGCUUUCGGGGGAGCGCUGCCUGGGGAGGGGCUAACAUAGCAGAGCGGGCCCCUGGAGCUGGGUUGGUGUUUUCCUGGCCCACAUGAAAGCCCCCAGGGAUCCAGUAUGGUGUCCAAGCCUACAAAGAGCUAGAGAUCUUCCUUUUCUGAAGGGUUUGUGUGUGUACACCCACAUGUUUACAAAGCUCAGGGACUUCACAUAAAACUCUACUGUCAUGGGAACUAGAACAAAAUGCUCCCUCAAACCUGCUUCAGAAAUCCGUGGUGGGAGAGGAAUGUAGCAGGGACCCAAAUACUAGAAAGUGUGUGAUCAGCCAAUUCUCUCCCUGUAGGCAAACCUACAUGGGAAAUGAAAGCAUAAUGAGGAGGUUGAUGGGUGAGUAUGAAUCAGAACAGAAGGUUUAGAAGAACCCUGAUGGCACUGGCCUUUAAGACAGCCUAGUGCAGCCACCUGGUCACUGUGACGCCAGUCACUAUGGCCAUCACAAGACCAGACUCCUGACCAGCCCCCACUCCCCACCAUCUCCAUUCAGGCUAGGUCUGAUUAGAGAAGACCCCUUGCCUGUCGAUGGUUGGAUUAGCCAUGCAUUGUGAUUUAAAUUCCCAUGCCCCUAUCCCCUACAGUAAGAUCAGCUGGUCAUUCAGAUAAGGUCAAACAUGUCACGCUGGUCUAGAAGACAUUUUGUGUCUUUGAAGUAGCCUUGUCUUAGUGCUGAUCAUGAAACUUGAACACUUAGCUAUUAUUUCCUCUCUUUCUGAACUUUGGGGAAACCCUCAAGAAUGGACAACAAUAAGGAGAUUUGGCUGGAGUGUGGUAAGUGCUAAGCUUAUAUUGGGUAGAAGAGGCCCAGGAUGUUGUAGAGAUGACCUGAAAGCCACUAGACCAGAGGGUAGGGGUCAUUAUUCCUUGUUCACAUUCCCAUGUAAGAUUCCUACUCCCCCUACCAAAAAAAAAACCCAACCCAUUGUCCCAUUUAUACUCCUUUCUUGUUCUUAAUUGGACCAGACAGGACACAUAAGUUUAGAGAAGAGGCAAACCACCAUCUAGUUUCCAGAGACCAAGUUACAAUGCCUAUGCCCUAGGAAACCACCCACUUCUUAAGUUGUCCCACAAUAAAGAUAGCUACCUUUGUCAUAAGCAUCCCAGGUGACCCUUGAGGUUAUGUGAGUUUGAGACCCACUACUAGAAGAAGUCAGGCUGUAGCAUGCACUUUUAAAAAAGAGUCAGGCUUGGGGUGAAGGGACACAGGACGAUGACCCUGUCAGCGUUAGGGCACUUAAACGGAGAGGCGAGGUCAGGCCUGGGACCGGGACAGCACUGGACUCCAUGACCAUACUGAAGUAGAGACUGCUGGUCUGCAGAAAGAGGCAGGAGGCUGGAACAAACAAGAAGAGAGGAGACUGCACACCAUGCUGUCCCUGAGCGAUGACAAGAGUAACCUCCUCGGUUCCUGACUUUAAAGUUCUCAAUUCCAGCCCCCUUUACAUGAGGCAGACCCUCACAGCAAGAGGAGAUCAGCCGACCAUCCCUGAAAAGCUCAAGCCCUCGGGUACGAGCCAAAUAGACAACUGUGAAAAUCUCACCACUCCACUGGAGAAUUACAAGAUGUACCACCAGGAAGACGAUACCAACAGUGACAUGACCAGUGACGACGACAUGAGCCGAAGUGGGAGAGAGACCCCACCACCUCGCCCACCCCAUUCUCUGAGCAGUGACCGUGACCAGGAGCGCAGGGGCAGGAGCAGAGAAGUGGAGCCUCGGGACCGCUGGCCAUAUACCAGAAACGCCAGAAGCAGGCUGCCUCAUCGGGAUCUUUCCCUUCCUGUGAUGUCAAGACCCCAUUUUGAACUGGACAGAGAUGAUGACAGACGCUCCAUGGACUAUGAGUCUCGUUCCCAGGAUGCUGAGUCAUACCAGAAUGUUGUGGACCGCAAAGAGGACAAGAAGCCUCAGAAUCCAAUUCAGGACAACCUAGAGAACUACAGGAAGCUGCUCUCACUGGGAGUACAGCUCGCCGAAGAUGACCGACACUCUCACAUGACACAGGGCCACUCUUCGAGACCCAAGAGAAGCGCCUACCCAAGCACCAGCCGAGGUCUGAAACCCAUGCCUGAAGCCAAAAAGCCAGCGCACCGACGCGGCAUCUGCGAGGAUGAGUCUUCUCACGGAGUGAUAAUGGAAAAAUUCAUCAAGGAUGUGUCCCGUAGCUCCAAAUCCGCACGAGCCAGGGAGCUGAACGAGCGUCCUCCUCCGCGCUUCCCCAGGCCCAGCGACAACUGGAAGGACAGUUCCUCAACCAAAAGGGAGUCGGUGAUCCAGGAGAGAGUUUCUGAGGGGAGCUCGUUCAGGGGGGGGUUCAGGGUCAACACAGAGCUGCUCAGAAACCGAGCUCAGGAGAGGAAGAGGCGUUACCACUUUGAUUCUGAUGAGAAGGGUUCAGGCCACGAGCCUAGGAGCUGCGUGCGGAAGAAGCCUUUCGAGUGUGGGAGCGAGAUGAGGCAGGCUAUGAGCAUGGGCAGCCCCAACUGCGCCCCCAGCACGGAUGCCCAGCCCAUCGAUCUGGGGGCGGACCCGUACGUGUGCGAUGAGUGCGGCAGGUCGUUCAGUGUCAUCUCCGAGUUUGUCGAGCACCAGAUCAUGCACACCAGGGAGAACCUCUAUGAGUACGGAGAGUCCUUCAUCCACAGUGUAGCUGUCAAUGAAGUGCAGAGAGGCCAGGGUGGAGGGAAACGCUUCGAGUGCAAGGAGUGUGGGGAGACCUUCAGCAGGAGCGCUGCCCUGGCAGAGCACCGCCAGGGCCACGCUAGGGAGUACCUUGCCGAGUGCAAGGACCAGGAGGACGAGGACGCCAUCAUGCCGAGCCCGACCUUCAGCGAGCUGCAGAAGAUGUACGGCAAAGACAAGUUCUAUGAGUGCAAGGUGUGCAAGGAGACCUUCCUGCACAGCUCCGCCCUGAUCGAGCACCAGAAAACCCACGGCAGAGGCAACCCGGGAGAUGACGAGCGUGAGCGUGAACGCGAGCGCAUGCGUGCACGGGCCCGGGAGCAGCGGGAACGGGAGCGCGAGCGAGAGCGCGAACUGGAGCGCGACCCCAGAGAACCCUUUCUGACCUGCCCCAACUUCGGCGAGUUUCGGAAAAUGUGCCGGAAGGAGAAGAUCUACGAGUGUAAGGUGUGUGGAGAAAGCUUCCUUCAUCUGUCGUCCCUGAAGGAGCAUCAGAAGAUCCACACCAGAGCAAACCCAUUCGACAAUAAGAACAGGGUGUGCGAGGAGACCUUCGUCCCCAGCCAGGCCCUCAAAAGGCGCCAGAAAACUUACCGGGAGAAGCUGUUCGACUUCAACAACUCCAGAGAGGCCCUGAUGGAGAGCGCAGGCCCCGGUGACCACCAGAAGAAUCGUUCUCGAAAGAAUUUCUUUGAAGGCAGGGCAUUUGAGAAGCCCUUUACCGAAUCUCAGAAGAGUCACACUAUAACGAGACCGCCUGGGAACAAAGACGAAGACAAGCCGUUCACCAUCAGCUCCAACCCUAACGACAAGCCCAAACUCCCCAGCAUGGAACACGGCGGCCAGGGGAGGCCUUUCCAGAGAUCCGUCAUUCACAGCUUGGGCCCUGCAGAGAUGCGCAGGAUUCGCGGGGUAUUCACCAAACCCAGACCGCUGGUAGAGUCUAGCACCCAGACCCCAGGUACCUUCAGCCACCCCAGAGUCCUCUCUGGAGGGAACGCCUAUGAAGGAAAGGAAUUCAAGGCAUCCGUCAUCCACAGCAUGCCUGCUCCACGACCUCUGAAACGUCACAGAGUCAAUGACCAGGUUGAGUGCAACGAGGGCGCAGAGUCCUCCAUUUUCAUCUCAGAUCUUAACAACAAGCGCCGGAAGAUUCCUACCGGAGACGACACUUACAAAGGAAGCAACGGCAACAGCAAGGACCCCAUCCUCCCGAGUGUCCCCCGGGCUGAGCCCCCAAGUCUUUCUGGAGAGUCCCGUGACUCCAACCAAGACGUCACGUUUUCAGUUCCCAGCUCCAGUGUUCGCGAACACCAGAAAGCCCGUGCCAAAAAGAAGUACAUCGAGUCCAGGAGCAACGCGACCUCUGUGAUCCACUCCCUGGGACCCUUCGGUGACCUGCAAGCCAUCCGCCGCAGACCCAAGAUCUUUGAGUGUCAGGAAUGUGGGGAGGCCUUUGCCCGCAGGUCUGAGCUCAUCGAGCACCAGAAGAUCCAUGACAGAGAGAGGCCCUCCGGAAGCCGACUUUUUGAGCGAUCUGUCAUCCGCAGCCUGGCCCCGGCCGACCCUCAGACCAGCUACGCCCAGGAGCGUUUCGUUCAGGAGCAAGUGCGCAAAUUCAGAGCGUUUGGACAGCGCUCUGCUACCAGCAACAACAGCCUCAGUGUUCAGAAGAUCUACGCCCAGCAGAAGCAUUAUGCCGAGGAACCCCAUGCUAAAGAAACUCAGAAGAUUCACGACAGAGAGCCCCAGGGUAAGCAGCCCCACGGCCAGGAGCCUCACGGCGACGAGCCCCAGGACAAGGAGCCCCUCGACCAGGACAUGCGCAGCGAAGAGACCCAGGGCGACAAGCCCCACGGCCAGGAGCCUCACGGCGACGAGCCCCAGGACAAGGAGCCCGUGGAUCAGGAGAUGCGCAGCGAAGAGACCCAGGGCGACGAGCCCCAGGGCCAGGCCAAAGUCGACGACAUCCCAAUGCAGGCCUCAAGCCCUGAGGAGCGCCAGAAGGAUGACGCGAGCGACACCAUCUACGAAUGCCAGGACUGCGGCCUGGGCUUCGCCGACCUGGCCGACCUCACCAGCCACCAGGAUGUGCACAGCCGAAAGUCUCUGGUUGACAGCCGCGAGUACGCACACUCGGAGGUGCACGUCCGCUCGGUGAGCGAAUUCGAGAAGAAGUACUCGGGAGAGAAGCUGUACGAGUGUCCCAAGUGCGGGGAGUCUUUCAUCCACAGCUCGCUGCUCUUCGAGCACCAGCGAGUCCACGAGCAGGACCAGCUGGGCUCUGCCAAGGCCCCCGACGACGGCCUGGUGGCCGUCAUGCCCGCGAGGCCCCGGAGGAACCGGGCCGCCGAGGUGAACCCCGCCGUGGCUGGCUCCGCCAUCCGCUGCCGUCAGUGCGGGCAAGGCUUCAUUCACAGUUCUGCCCUCAACGAGCACAUGCGACACCACCGCGACGACGAGGCCAUGGAGCACGGUGAGCUGGCGGAGGAGAUUUUCAUGCAGGGCCUGGCCCUCACCGAGUACCAGGGAAGCGAGACGGAGGAGAAGCUGUUCGAGUGCACCAUUUGCGGCGAGUGCUUCUUCACCGCCAAGCAGCUGGGAGACCACCACACCAAAGUCCACAAGGACGAGCCCUACGAGUACGGGCCCUCCUACACCCAUGCCUCCUUCCUCACCGAGCCGCUCAGGAAGCGCAUGCCCCUGUACGAGUGCAAAGACUGCGGCCAUUCCUUCCUAGACGACACCGUCGUGGCCGAGCGGAUGGUGUUUCACCCCGAGCGGGACGGCGCAUCGGACAUAGUCGCCGCCACCGCCCGAGAGGUCGAAGCCAACGUCCUCAUUCCACAAGAGGUCCUGAGGGUCCAGGGGUCCAAUGCCGAGGCCGCGGAGCCCGAGGUGGAGGCCGCGGAGCCCGAGGUGGAGGCCGCGGAGCCCGAGGUGGAGGCCGCGGAGCCCAACGGAGAGGCCGAAGGGCCAGACGGAGAAGCGGCGGAGCCGGACGGAGAAGCCGAGCAGCCCAACGGAGAGGCGGAGCAGCCCAACGGCGAUGCCGAUGAACCGGACGGAGCCGGGAUCGAAGACCCAGAAGAGCGAGUCGACGAGCCCGAGGAAGAGGUUGAAGAGCCCGAGGGAGAUGCGGAUGAGCCCGACGGAGCAGACGUCGGAGACCCAGAAGAAGAAGGAGAAGAUCAAGAGAUCGAGGUCGAAGAACCGUUCUACAACUGCCACGAGUGCACGGAAACCUUCGCUACCAGCGCAGCCUUUGGCGAGCAUCUCAAAAGCCACGCCAGCGUGAUCAUCUUCGAGCCAGCCAACGCUCCCGGGGAGUGCUCCGGCUACAUUGAACGCGCCAGCACCAGCGCCGGUGGCGCCGAGCAGGCCGAUGAGAAGUACUUCAAAUGCGACGUGUGCGGGCAGGUCUUCCACGACCGCCUCUCCCUCGCCAGGCACCAGAAUUCUCACACUGGCUGAGAAUCCAGGCCGAGGGAAAAACAACAACAAUAACAAAACCAAACCUUCCUCCCAGAACCAGACCCUUAACAAAUCACAGAGAGAGCCUACACCAACCCAUAAUGUUAAUAGAAACCCGCCUUGCUAUACCCAUGCCGGACUUCUCAUCGAAUCACGCAGACUGAAACCAAAAAGAGAUUGGAUGCAGACUCUUUUUGGUCUUGGCUCUUCCCUUCCGAACACUCGGGAAAGCUAGAGCCCACAUUUCACUCUUCAUCUGAGUAACUAGAUUGAGGGAAAACCCAGUGACUGACUAUUCGGGACCACAGAGGUUGCCCCAAUCGACUGUAAAUGACACUCCUCUCAUACCCUAUACAUAAUGACUCCUGCCGUGUACAUAGAUGAGCAAACCACAGUGAACCCAUGAUACAUAUAUAUUUGGAUUUAGUGUGCUAUAGAAUUUACAGUUUACUCGACAGAGCUACCUAGCCCGGUGCUCUGAAUUUUUUUUUCCCUGAGGAGGAAGAGAGCAACAAUUUAGCAUAUAUUCAUAAGUGUUGUCCAUCCUGCGGAAGCUUUACUGUGCACCGUUUGAACCCCAUUAGUAUCCUCCCCAGUAAUGGACCGUUUUCUCCCCUACCUCUUAGAUAGUCCUGUGAAGGUGUGAGUGUGAGACGCCGCGUGUCGUUAAGUCCUGGCUGCGUGAAAACAGACAUUUUAGCUCCCACACGCAGCCACUUGGUGUGCUCCCAACCCCCUUGAGACUGACUGUGUAACCCUUUCCAGUAUGUGGGUUUGUCUCUGCGGCCCAACCCAUCACCACAUUUUAUAUACCUUACAGUGGUUUUCAUGCAAAAAAAGAAACAAAAAACAGAAAAACAACAACAAAAAAAACCCACCCCAUGUUACACAUUUGAGGUGUUCUUUAAGGUUUGGGUUCCUGUUUUCUAACCAAUUCAUCGUGUGUUUGAUAGUGAAUUCGUGAUACCUGAAGCUUUGCCCUGUAAAUCUUAAUGUCUUUGCCUUUAAAGAGUGGGUGACAACCAUCGCUAGAUCACAGCAGUGCCUAAUGAAGGUUGGGAACCACACGAGAGGCUCUUACAGUGUAGAUAAGGAAGCAGGCCGGCAACCUUUCAUUAGCUCUGCUGUGCGCUUCCUGCCUUAAAGUGACAAGUGGCAGUGUCGUCCUCGUCCUCGUCCUUGAGUCACCUGCGUGCUGUUGUAUGUGCUUGCCACAAGUCAGUGUGCUCCCGGGGUGCCCAGGAGCCCGUAUCCUUAGAUCUCUGUGUCCCCACACUUAACCCCCUGUCCUCGCUGUGUCUGUCAACCCUAAGUCAGACUUGCAUUUUAAAAAAGCAAACACACACACACACACACACACACACACACACACACACAAGCUUUCUUUAUAGUUAAUCCUAGCUUAACAUGGACUCAGGUUCCCCGGCAGCCUUAAUUUCUUUUUGUUACCAUUGUUCUUUCUCAUUGAGCCCUCCUCAGUAUUGCUGAGCUUUCCAUUCGGUGUCCCGUGUGUCUGUCCGGAUGUCAGCAGUUGUCCUCUUGAUCACAAACUGACUUCCCAGCUUGAGAUUUCCUGCGUCCUUCUAUGGAUUGCCUGCGCUCCUUUACUUCCCCUCCCCUCGCAUAAUGGCUAUAUAAAGACAAUUUUUUGGCCUUCUGUUGGCUGGGGAAAAAAAAAUUUAAAAAGUUUUAAAAAAUUAAAAAAAAAUAAUGAAGUGGAUCUGUAGCUGAAAGAUCGAAAGCCGUGUACAGAUCAUCUGAGAGAGAGAGAGAGAGAAGUGAGGUGCCUGCUGAGGAAAGGGGUCUGACUCUUUUAGGCCUCUAGAUCUGUAGGACUGGGGCUCACGGGGAGCGUGCCACCGCCUCAAGGAAUGGCAACGUCCUUGGAGGUUGAUGAGCGAUGGGCAAGAACGCAGCGAGCCAAAGAGGGGAGUCCCGGGAUGACAGCAGAUCUAGGAAGGUGACAAGACAGACUAGAGAAAGCACCCUCAGCAGGGGCUGAAGGGCAGGUGGUGAGAAGGAGUUGAAAGAAGUGUCCUGGGUCGUUGGAAGAAAGGCCUUCUUGGUGGCAUGGCAUGGGUGAAGACCAGCUGCAUAGAGAGACCCCACGUAGGAACGGACAUCCAGGGAAACGGAGGCAAUGGUACGUUGGGGGAGCACCCUUGAAAUGGAAGUCAGCAUUGAUACCAUCUGGGGAAGUCUGGGGAUUCGUUAUCAUUGACAGUGUUACCCCACUAGCUCCUUUUUAGAAAGCAACUCGUCAAGAAGUCUGAGUGUCCACUCUAACCAUAACUGAGUGAGUAGAAGAUUAGGAACAACUGGAAUGCCAGACUGUAGGAGAAGAAUUAUGUCGAAGUGCCCUGGAUUCUGAUGCAGUUGUUUAAAAGCGAUAAUCAGGAAGAGUUGGGUAGUGGAUAUUCACAGGAUAGGAGGUGGAGAAGGCAGGACACAAAAAUUAUAUUUAUACUACAAUUAUAACUGUUUUAAAAUGUACGCUUAUAGUCAAAAGCUAUUGUGUUGUUGUAGGCUUAUAGUCGAGCAUUAUUUUCUUAAAUUUCUAGAAUGUUCUUUAUGGUAGUGUUACUCAAAAGUUAAGGAUCACAUUUCCAUCAUGAACAUAAUUGGAGUUAAUUAAUGAAACAUGGGAAAUAACAGAAAAGUGGAGGAAAGAUAAUCCAUGUCCCCACCAUCCAAAGAUAGAUAUACUCCUUAAUAUCUUGUUUUUCUUGUUGCUGUGCACAGGUUUAUAUAUUCUAACUGUGUCAAAAUGUGUAUUCAAGAUAGUUGUUCUAGUACUCCUGUGUAAUUACGGUAAAAUACCUUGAUCUGUAUGCUCCCUGUAAUAGUCUCCUGAUAAUAAGGCUUAGUAUGUAAUGCCACCAUUAUAAGCAUACUAUGUACCCGGUGAAAAAUUGGAAAAUACAGUAAAAUUGAACAGAAAAAUCUGUCCCCAUUCCCCACAUCCAACAACUGUUAAGAUCUUCACCUGUGUCCUCCACCUUGUGUCAUCGCACAAACUUGUGAUUAAAACAGUGUUAAAUAGAUUUGCGUAACGUAUAAAACAAAAAGAAACAUGGGAAACAAUUAAAAAUAGUGUUGGGGGGUGGUUCAUGGGUAAAUACUUUGUUCCAAAUUUCUUGAAUAAUCUUUGGUGUCUGGGUAACAAACUUUAUGUAUGUAUUCUGCAUCACAAGUAUAAGACAUACUCAAAGAAAACUGGGAAAACUAGUGAAGGAGAAAAAAAACCAUCUGUUUUUCCAACAAGUUCCUGGUAACACCUGGAUCUGUGCACCACGUGUGUGAUUAUUAGGGUGUCCACCGAAAAGUACAUAGUGUCAACAGACGGAAGAAAAGUGGAGAAGUGCGGAAUAGCGGGGGUUGACUGUGACAGGAUUACAGUGAAGUGUGUUUUCUCAGUUUCUUUGAGGGGUCUUUAACAUAGUGUUCAAGUAGGCUGCCCUUAUUGCUUAUAUUUCCAUUAUAUAUGCAGUAUGUGUCCAUCCUAGUAGCCUCGAAGAUGUGGAACUGUAGAAGAGAAACUCACCCAUAUUUUCAUCACCCAAAGACUGUGUUAACAUCUCAAUAUAUUUUCUUUGUCUUGUUUCUGUGCACAGGCUUUUGGUUUGUUAAUAUGGUUGUAGUUGUUCUAUAUUGUAAUAGUGUCAACAAUAAAAAUAAAGUUAAAAAUAA